AUGACAUCGUCAGGCAUGAGCCAACCGCCGCGACCACAGUCGGCUGCGAACGUGUCUACGCACUUCGAGCAGCAGCGGGAGGGGCUGGUAAGGGAGAUUGCGCUGAGCCUCGAACAAGUCCUCCAAAACAUCAACCGGCUAAACCGGAAUCUGGAAAGUGUUAUCACCGUUGGCAACGAAUUCUCCUCUGUAGAAGCGUUGUGGUCUCAAUUCGAGACUGUGAUGGGCGCCGGCAAUGAUGGGAAUGGGAAUGAACAGGAGCACGAGCACGAACAUGAGCCGGAACGCGAGCAGGAGGGCGCGGAUGUGGAAGCAUGA
This is a messenger RNA of Histoplasma capsulatum G186AR, 318 nucleotides long. RefSeq lists its product as uncharacterized. Gene Ontology annotation, cellular component: DASH complex; mitotic spindle; spindle microtubule. Lineage: Eukaryota; Fungi; Ascomycota; Eurotiomycetes; Onygenales; Ajellomycetaceae. The record is from RefSeq and is a predicted model, not a curated record. The transcript has 3 exons. The coding region runs from base 1 to 318 and encodes 105 amino acids.